Bombina bombina (fire-bellied toad) is the source of this 1720-nucleotide messenger RNA. Its product is annotated as gastrula zinc finger protein XlCGF26.1-like. NCBI's taxonomy places the organism in Eukaryota, Metazoa, Chordata, Amphibia, Anura, Bombinatoridae. The annotation marks the transcript as partial. The transcript has 2 exons. The record is from RefSeq and is a predicted model, not a curated record.
GGAACCUUCUUCCUGAGCACAGACAUUGGAGCCUGUUAUCAGCAUGAACUCAUAAGUGUUAGACAAUCACUUGAAUAGUUCAUAUCCAUCCUUCACUACAGGAAGCCUCAGUUUGAUACCACAAACUCCAAAAGUCUCAGACACCAAUGACUAUUCACAAACAUUGGGGAUAUCAAAACGGAUAUUUAAGGAAGAUGUUGAAUUGGCAGGAACUGGGCAGCAAUCAUUAUGUACAGAGAGUAAUUAAGUCCUCAAACAAGAGGACAACAUUUAUGCCUUAUCUAGUGAAAUGAAUAUUCCAGAGGAUAAACCACACACAUUUACUGAGUUUUCAAAACAUUUAAAAGAAGUCAAAAGUCGUAAGUCUAACCAAAUUAUUCAUACAAAGGAGAAACCAUUUAAAUGUACAGAAUGUGAGAAAAUCUUCACAUGUAAUUUGCAUCUCCUUGAACACCACACAGUUCACACAGUUGUGAAAACUCAAACAUGUACAGAAUUUGGGAAAUGUUUUACAUCUAAAGGAAACCUUAUGUAUCACAAAAAGACCCACACAUGGGAGAAACCUUUCACAUGUAAUGAGUGUGGAAAAUGUUUUACAUAUAAGACUAGUCUGAAAAUUCAUGAAAGGAGCCACACAGGAAAAAAGCCUUUCAUAUGUACAGAGUGUGGAAAAGGAUUUACAAAAAAAAGUAAUAUGAAAACUCAUAAAAGGAUUCACACAGGAGAAAAUCCUUUCAAAUGUACAGAGUGUGAAAAAAGUUUUACACGAAUGGAUCAUCUGAAAUAUCAUGAAAGGAGUCACACAGGAGAAAAGCCUUUCACAUGUACAGAGUGUGGAAAAAGUUUUACAGAAAAGAGUAGUCUGAAAACUCAUGAAAGCAUUCACACAGGAGAAAAGGCUUUCACAUGUACAGAGUGUGGAAAAAGUUUUACAGAAAAGAGUAGUCUGAAAACUCAUGAAAUGAUUCACACAGGAGAAAAGCCUUUCACAUGUACAGAGUGUGGAAAAAGUUUUACAUUAAAGAGUAAAUUGAAAACUCAUGAAAGGAUUCACACAGGAGAAAAGCCUUUUACAUGUACAGAGUGUGGAAAAAGUUUUACACUAAAGAGUUUACUUAAAACUCAUGAAAUGAUUCACACAGGAGAAAAGCCUUUCACAUGUACAGAGUGUGAAAAAAGUUUUACACUAAAGAGUAAACUGAAAACUCAUGAAAGGAUUCACACAGGAGAAAAACCAUUCACAUGUACGGAGUGUGGUAAAUGUUUUACAGAAAAGAGUGAUCUGAAAACCCAUGAAAGGAUUCACACAGGAGAAAGGCUUUUGACAUGUACAGUGUGUGGGAAAUGUUUUACAAAAAGGAGUCUUCUGAAAAAACAUGAACGGAUUCACACAGGAGAAAAGCCUUUCACAUGUACAGAGUGUGGAAAAUGUUUCACAGAAAAGAGUAGUCUGAAAACUCAUGAAAGGAGACACACAGGAGAAAAGCCUUUCACAUGUACAGUGUGUGGGAAAUGUUUUACAGAAAAGAGUGAUCUGAAAAAGCAUGAAAGGAGUCACACAGGAGAAAAGCCUUUCACAUGUACAGAGUGUGGAAAAGGUUUUACAGCAAAGAGUAAUCUGAAAACUCAUGAAUGGAUUCACACAGGAGAAAAGCCUUUCACAUGUACAGAGUGUGGAAAAAGUUUUACAGCAAAGAGUAGUCUGAAAACUCAUGAAAGG